GAUUGUUUGGAUCAUAUAUAUAUACACAUUUCUUUUACAAAUUGUUUGAUAUUUGCACAAAAAGCAAAAAUACAGCAUAUUUCUUAUUAUAAUCAUAAGCUUUAUCUGUACAAAAUUAGAUAUUUCCACCACAUAGAUGUGUUCUAAUUAUAUAAGUGCGUUGAAGUGAAUAUUUCAGAUAUUGUUGCUCAUCGAGUGAUGCUUUACUAUAUAAUAUCCAGACCUCCAUGUGACACAUCAACAUGCAUCAAAGGAGUUGAUGGAGCGUUACAUUGUGGCCCAAAGUACAUUGGAUAAAACCUUUUAGAGAUAAAAGAGUUUUAGUUCCAUCAGGUUGUUUUUUUACUUAAGUAAAAUAAGUCCUUGAUCCCCACAUAAUAGAUUUAUAACCUCACAUUGCUCUCGGGACGACGCGGCACCUGCCAAGAAAUGUUCCACAAGCACGGCUUUGAUAACAUGUAGCAGCCAUUAGAGGAUAAUGAACAGCUCACGUCGUUCCUUUACUGAAGUUUUGGGAUGUUCAAGUAUGAGCCUUGGCUUUAUCUCUCGGGGAUACGCGGCUCCUAAACACCACGGAGACCUUGACCGUCUCCAAAAACAAGAGCGCAGCUGUGAGAGUGGCGAUGGGAGUGACUGCUCUUUGAAGGGAAUCGGAUCCCUGGGAGCAGGACUUUGUUCUCCGGUCCUCCCCCGAGAGCAAAGACGAAGUACCCGUCCGUGCCGGAGGACGGCGUAUCGUUCAGCGCCGUCGUCACAUUGUUAACGCAACGGAAAGCCGCGGGAGCGGCGCUAACCCGGAUGUUAGCGACGCACUUUUUAGCUCGACAAAAAGCCCACAGGAUUUUUUUUGUUUGAUUGUUCUGUAAAAUAAUCCCCAUGGCAAACAUUAUACUACACGUUCUGUCCGGCAAGAUUACAAAUUUAAAACUUUUAUGAUUUUUGGUAAAAAGCUAAACCGUUAGCCUACAAACAAGGUUCUCCGCGAGCGGGAGUUUACUCCACGAGGCCGUGAAGGUGGACGUGUCGGCGGGCUUUUUCACGUAGCUUGUGUGCAUCUGCGUUUUUAGAGUCCACAUGAGAGAUAUUUAGUGAUGUAUUCCAAAUUGUUGGAAAAUGAUUCAGUGGUUAACACACCAUUAGUUAUGUCCGACAUCUAAUAACUGAAAACUCAUCAAGACAACGGAACGGGGUUGGUCGCUGUUUCUUGUCUGGGCAGACCGCUAUGAGCCGUACUGAAACUGAACGCGAUGGUGGACAAAGGUCGGUUAGCGCUGGACGUGGCCAAGCAUUAUCGCCUUUGCUUCAGAACAGAGCUGUUUAUGACUCCUACCUCCCUUCCUAUGUGUCUACAUCACCUCCACUUGUCUCAGUCUACAGACGGAGAAGUCCACGCGUUAUCUCACUUUAACCUGCUUUCUGUAGGUGGAAAACAAGCACUUUUCUGUGCAGAAAACAAAUUACAGAAUCCAGACUGAAUCCAGUCUCAUCAAGGACACCUUCCUCCUUCUUUGGCAGUGAGAAGGGAAGGUGGGAGGAUAAGACUCCCUUCCUGAUGAUGAUGCUUGACCCGUUCAAAACAAGCGACUGAGAAAGGUCUGACCACACAGGCAGACGCACGGACGGUGAAGCAUGUUGUGCUUCUUCCACUGUGGAGCCUUGAUGCUCUGCAGCACGAUGCUCUGCGUGGCCCUGCCGGCCCCGCACGGACGCCAGCUGACCCCGGCCCGCGACCCCACAGCGACAGACCACACAUUCCCAUCACCAGAGGCCCCGUCGGCCCCCGCGGGCUCUCGCCGCGGCCCUCGCGAUGCCCCGUGCUUGGCGGACGACACGUACGCGGCGCUGCGCGAGGCCGCCGGGGGCGACGGGGAACUCGCCAACCGCAGCCGGAGUCAGUUUGGAAUCUGCGGCGUCUCCGAUGGCUCGGCGGGCUCGGCCUUGUUGCAGCUGGCGAAGGAAACGGGCGGAGACCCGGGACGCGGUUUGGAGGUGCUGCACCCGACUGGAGUGCUCGUCUCGGAGGAAGACGAGAGAGGAGCGCUGGUGUUGACCUUUGACCUCCCGCCGUCUCCUCUGCUCAGACGGCGCCCUGCGCUGCUCCUGGCGUUGGAAGGCCCCCCCACCGGGGGAAACCUGGACGUCACCUGCACAAGUCGGUCGCUGCAGCCUCACGCUCAGACCGCGUGCAUCUCUGGAGAAACGUGGUACAUAACGCUGACGGGAAAAGCAUCGGAGGACGACGUUCCCCAGAAAUGGAGGAUUUCUGUUGAGGCCAAAUCCCCCGAUAUGAACCGAAGCCUAAAAGAGAUCCUGACGGGUGGGAGAUCGGGAAGUAACAUCAGCGUGGUUCCGCUUCUGCUUUUCUCCGGGAAACGAGGAACCGAUACAAGAUAUCAUCAGAAUUCCUCCCCGGCUUCCUCACAGACCUCCUUCCUCUGUGAGCUGAAGCGCUUCCUGGGUGACGUCCUGCCUCAGGACCUCCGCGAGUCCUCGCCCCUCCAGCUGGACUCCUUAAAGUCCCUGCCCCCCCUGACGCUGGGCCCGUCCUCCAGCGACACCCUGCUGGCGGGUCUCAUCAACUCCUCGUCCAUCACCGUCUUCUCCUUCAGAAGCCGGGCCUCCGGGUUUCAGGUGCACAGCGGGGAAUUGGCCUUUUCCCCCGAGCUGCUGGAGGAGCUCAGGCGGAGGCUGGAGGCGGAGGUUGUGAAGAUAACGGCGGUGAUGCGGGAGGAGCAAGUGGGCCGGGGAGCCACAGAGAGGCUGGGGAGGCUCAGGGAGCUCAGUGCGCUUCCGAUGAUGGAGCCGGCACCAGGGGGGAGACAGUACCGGGCCUUUCUUCUGCUGAAGGCCCUGCAGACGGCGGCCCGCGCCUACGAGGCGCAGAGGGGACAGCGGGCCACCAGAGCCGGCCCCGACAUCACCGCGAGGGCCAACAAAUGCGGGCUGAAGAGCCUCAGCGUGACCCUGGACAGGCGCCUGGACAUCCCCAACAUCAUCAACAUCAACAACUGCCACGGCUCGUGUGCCUACCCCCUGGCCGACGCCACGAACCACGCCGUCCUGCUCAACUACCACGUGGAGGUGGACAACGCGGAGGAGCGGGCGCCGUGCUGCGUGCCCGUGGCCUACGAAGCCCUGCAGAUGGUGGAGGUGAAGGACCACGGCACUGAAAUCUCCCUCAAGCCAGACAUGGUGGCCAAAGAGUGUGAAUGCCGCUGAAACGGCUUCUCCUCGGGAGCGUGAUGUUGACUGAAGUGUAAUGCAAUCGUUACGGGCAUUUAUUCAUUCACACGGUAUUAAUAUAUAUAUAUAUAUAUAUAUAUAUAUAUAUAUAUAUAUUUUUUUAAUAUUAUUUGCAGUAUUCCCACAAUUCCCACAAAAAGUUGAAUCAAACCAAAAAAGUAAAUAUUAGUAUUAUCACUUUUUUCUGUCAUAUUUUACUUGUAUUACUAAACUGAAUAAGUGGUCGUUCAUAAGGCCUGAAUUAUUGUUGAUAACUUGGUGAGAAGAUUGUGUCGCGAUGUGGCAGAAAGGGACCUUUCUAAAUUUGUGAUGCCAAAAAGGUAGAUUUGAUUAAAUAAUUUGAUUAAUAAAAUUAAAUAAAUGUGAUAAAUGGCAGAGAAAUGAAAUGUUGUUUUCUAAAACACAAAAAUGAAAUAUGUAACAUUCUGUCUAUUAUUAAAUGAAAAGUAUAUGAAAGGCUGUUUGUUCUCUUUUAUUCCGUAACCUGUUGUCUUGUGACAGUUGAUGACAUGUAUAUGUAUGUUGAUACAAAUCAUACUUUAGGUUUGGGCUUCAGAAUCGCUCUGUUGCCAAUCGGCUUUUUUCUUCUUCUUAUCGCUCCGACUUCUUCGGAUCCCCACCACCACGAGAAUUUGUCCCAUAUGGAAAUCUG
Molecule: messenger RNA, 3895 nt
Organism: Gasterosteus aculeatus aculeatus (three-spined stickleback)
Lineage: Eukaryota; Metazoa; Chordata; Actinopteri; Perciformes; Gasterosteidae
Gene: amh
Product: anti-Mullerian hormone
Biological process (GO): gonad development
Molecular function (GO): growth factor activity
Source: RefSeq, a predicted model, not a curated record